Messenger RNA from Bemisia tabaci, 3655 nucleotides. Lineage: Eukaryota; Metazoa; Arthropoda; Insecta; Hemiptera; Aleyrodidae. The record is from RefSeq and is a predicted model, not a curated record.
GGCGGGAGCGUGCGCUCGGUGCGGCUGAGCAAGCGCCACGGCUUCGGGGCGGCCCAGCCGAGUCUCGGCUUCUCCAUCCGCGGCGGCCACGAGCACGGCACCGGCUUCUUCAUCUCCGCCGUAGAGAACGGCUCCGAGGCACACUCCCAAGGACUCAAGGUGGGCGACCAGAUCAUUCGGGUGAACGGAUUUCCGGUCGAGGACGCCACCCAUCGGGAACUCCUCCAACUCAUUCAAAACCAAACCACCGUCAACCUCAAAGUUCGAUCUGUUGGGAUGAUACCAGUCAAAGAUAGCUACUCGGAAUCCCUGACGUGGCGAUUGGUGGAACCGAGCCCUGGGAUGUACCUUCAAAACCAUAGUGAAGCCUUCAACCAUGUCGGCAGCCACAACUAUCCGAGGUCCCAUGGAAACGUCGUUGUCACCAUGGAUGUCCCACCAAAAGGGACACUUGGUUGCGGGAUAUGCAAGGGUCCGGAUUGGAAACCAGGUAUUUUCGUGCAAUUCACGAAAGAAAACGGACUUGCGCGAGAUGCCGGUCUGAGGCCAGGAGAUCAAAUAUUACAAUGUAACAAUGUUGAUUUUACGAAUAAUGUCACUUUUAAUGAGGCUGUUUCCGUCCUGCGCGGGAGUGGGCGGUUGGUCCUUCUUGUGAAGAAGGGAGCAGGCGCCGAAUUGUUUCCGGGGGAAUCCUCGGGCUACAACAGCUCCGCGAGCAGCGUGGCUGGUGACCAAAGCCCCGAGACCUGGGUCAACAAAAGGUUGUCUAUUGUUAAUGAAGAAUCUUUUAUUGAUUCCGAUAGUCGACUGAGUCAUCAAGAUUCGGAUCAUAGGUUGAUUUCUGAUCAAUUCAUCAACGAUAGCAAUAAAGAGAGACAUCUAAAACCUUAUGAAUCUAAUUGUAAUGGAGAUGUUGAAAAAACUGUUAUUCAUGUUAGUAGCUCAGAUGUUAUUCCAAGCCAAAGAGAUAAGUCCGUUGAUUUUAAGUCUGCAUCCAACAAGUUGACGGAAAUUUGCAUGGUGUCGCAACAAAUGGAGACAACCACAACAACCGUACUUGUAGAGGUUCACCAAAAUAAUGAAGACGCGGAGAAAAAUAAAAGAAAUCAAAAUAAUAAGUAUUUAGAUAAAAGUUCUUCAGGGAGCUCAUUUUCUGGUAGUAGUAUGACUAGCCUCAGUAGUGCCAUUAGUCAAGAGAUACAAAGGAGAUCAGAGCGGAAAGCCAGUGAUCCAGCUAGUGUGGAUCAGCCACCCCAAAAAGGCGGCAAGUUAGAGAAGUUGAGAUCGAACUUUGACAAAGAGAAGGUGAUCCAACACGAACAGUUAAUGCAAGAAUUCAAACGUGCUCAUAGGAGGAUGUUUUCUCCACCUGGUAGUCAAGACAGUCAGACAAGUACAAAUGUCACCUCUAGCUCAACUCAAGCCAAAGUGGAGAGGAACCGCGGCAAAGAAGAAUCAAAAGGUGCGUACCAUUACUACGAGAAUGGGACAAGCGUGAAUGGAGGAUCCACGGGCUCUUGCGGGUCGACAACGGCAGAAUCCAGUGCCGAGAGUCGGACCGAUUCGAGGCUCCCUACACAGCCACCGCCACCACCUCCUCCGCUGCCGUCUGAGACGUCUUCGGGUUCCUCGAAGGAGUUUUCAAUAUCGGAGACGAUCCCCUCGACGCACCACAUCAUCGGGCCGCCGACCCCACCCGACUGCCCGACCCCGGACUACGACUCGCUGAGCAUCGUCUCGACCAAGGAGGAGGCCCGCAGGAGGUCCCAUGUCCAUGCUGCCCCUCCGACGGCGCCGGCGACGGCCAAGCUCCACAACGGCAAAAACUCGGACCUCGUCGAAAUGCAGUCCAUCGAGUCCUUUAAGCUCACCAGCCCGGCUACCGUCAGACCCAAACCCCCGCCCACCUACUUUGUGCCUACAGUCAAAAUUGUGCCCAAUUCUAAUAAUUCUAGUGUAAGUCCAAGAUCUAGUUCCAAUUUGAAUGGUAAACCUGCUGUGACAAUCAGGGAGUACCCGUCUGCUGCUCCAAAGAAACAACCAUCACGAAUGGAAUUUCUUCCAAAAUCAGGAGAAACUGUCACAGACUUCCCUCCCGGAACUGAACCAACCUCGAGACUUCAAACAGAACUUUGCCAAACCUUAGCACGAUCUAAUUUGAAUAAAAGAUUCCUGAAGCAUGAGGUCAGUGAUCCGGAGAUAGGAAACGGCUCUACAUCAAGCUUUGUGAAUGGAAACAAAGUCACCAUUUCAAUCAACCCACAACAGCCAAAAUCUACAUUUGACUCCACACCAAACUGUAAAUCUAAUCAAAAUCCAUUUUACCUUUUCCCUCAUAAAAAUAAGUGUUUAAAGACUGAAGAAUUAUCUGAUAGGUUUUGUAAUGUCAAUGGAACGUCAAACAUACACAACGGACAUUCAAAUUUUUUUGUUCUGGACAAAUCAGCUCUGAAAAACGGCCAGGCUAAUUUACGUAUGAACUCAAAGAAUAGUUGCGAUUCAAACAAGAAUUCCGUAACCUUUAAUUUCAAUUCAAAGCGAACAGGAGAUUUAAAGUCUGGAUCAGACUCGAGGGGCAGCAAUGGUCUUUGCAGUAUUUUGAAAAAUGGCAAUGCUACCGGCACAACAAACGUCUCAAAGGUUCAAAUUAAAAACUAGGCUCCUCGUUCAAACGUUUUAACAUUAAUUAUUUUCAAAUAUUAUUUGAUGGCUGUGUCUUUGAAUAGAUAAGUUAGUUUUUAUGAAUUUAGCAGGUUAGAUACGUACAUUUGUGGAAGAUUUUUACCCCAAAAAUGUUGUUACGUGUACAUACACAAGCUAUACUUAGCGGUGGCAUUCAGUCUGGAUAUGCACUGGCGACCCCCUUUUCAUCCUUGGGGGUAUGGAAUCCUACCAGGUCUUCCAGAUAAUGAAGGAUGGAGGUUGCUUUUGCUUCCCUGAUCACCAAACCUACCGCAUGCCACUGAUACCUACAUACUUAAAUGAUACAAUCAUAGACUGUAUUUAGUUCUUAAGUUUUGGGACUCACGAUGGGACACAAGUCACUUUCUCUAUUUAGAUACUUAUUUUUGGAGGAUUCAUUUCCAGAAUCAGAGUCGGAUUUUUAAAGAUCUCCUAUACAGAGAUAAGGUAUGGCUUGAUAUCAAAGAAGGAUAAGAUCACUGAACACCCUAAAAAAACUGGAGGCCAAAAAAAUAAAAAAAAUAAAAUAAAAUAAAAAGAAAAUCACUAAUGAAAAAUGAAGUUAAAUUUGUUGAACAAUGAUCACAAUAUGUUUUUUACAUAUUACCUCUUAUCGAUGCUUAUUUUCCUCAUGUUUCCAGUUCCUAUCUCUUUUAUCAGCUCUGUCCAAAUUAAGUCUAAGUAAGUCUGAGUCUUGAAAUCCCUUUCUAUCAAUUAUACAUUGAAAACUCAUCUAAUUUUUGAAAAAUGUCAAAUAUAUGUAUUCGUUGAUUGAUAUUAUUCAUCAACUUUAUAAAAUGUAUACAUUAUGUAAAUAAAAUACUUUCUUAUUUUAAUUUUUGUACUUAAACUAAAUAUUCAAGAUACCUCCCUGCCUGUAUUGUAUAUAUUUUUACCGAAUAUAAGUAAAUAACAAAAAAAGAUUAAGAAGGAAAUGAAAAGUAAAAAUUAAUAAAAUGAUAAACCUUUUGAA